Molecule: messenger RNA, 11188 nt
Organism: Neofelis nebulosa (Clouded leopard)
Lineage: Eukaryota; Metazoa; Chordata; Mammalia; Carnivora; Felidae
Product: olfactory receptor 5P4
Exons: 8
Coding region: 6413-7351 (312 amino acids)
Biological process (GO): G protein-coupled receptor signaling pathway; sensory perception of smell
Cellular component (GO): membrane
Molecular function (GO): G protein-coupled receptor activity; olfactory receptor activity; odorant binding
Source: RefSeq, a predicted model, not a curated record
CGCACCCCUCCCCGCUACCCCGCCCGCGCGCCCCCCUAGGGCCCCCCUCCCCUGCACCCCCCACCGCUCACCCACCCCCCCCCACCCCCUUGGCGCCCUAAGAGUUCCCUGUCGCGUGACUCUCUCUCUGCCCCGCCCUGCCCCUAGGGGCCGCACGCGACUAGGGGCUGCCACUGCUGCGGGGUCCCCGUUCCCAGGGCCAUCCCUUGUUUAUUCGUGACCCCCUCUCCAUCCUGCCCUUCUUCCUGCACCCUCUGAGCAGCGCAGACGGAGAACCUCCUCUCUGCACCUUGUGGAAACUUUGCCAAGGCUGGAGGAAAGGAGGGGCGUCUGAGUGGUAAGAAGGGGAUGCUGAUAAAGGAAAGGGGAAUUCAGGCCAAUUCAAAGAGCACAGGAAUAUAUCCGUUUGACGCGCGUAAAGAGCUCCUACUCUGAGCCUGGUCUAGUGCUGGGUGUUUCCCCGAGGCGGAGAUGUAAUGGAGUUAAGACAUUCGUUGCAACGUUCAUUCAUUCAUUCAUUCUCCAUUGGGAAAGAGACAGAUAACAGGUACCCAACACCAGACCAAUAGGAGACAGGAUGGCAGGCAUAGAUUAUGGGGGUUCUCCGCGGCACAUUUCAGAACAUUGGUAAUCCUUCUCCCCCAAUCAGUUCUCCCGUUGCCGGUAGCAAAGGUAAAUCCCUGCCUCCUGGACCUGAAGGGAGACAGGGAAACUGAGAAAGUAGAUUCCCACUCCAACCCCAGCCCCCAAACACGCACUGGCACAGGCACGUACAUGGUGGAUGCUUCUAACAUCUGCAGGUACUGAGAUAUCAUCGCAGGAUAUCUUAUUAUUGACAACCUACUAGAUGAAAAUGAUAACUUGUGAACCAAAUAUCAUAGCUGAGGAGGUUGAACAUUCUUCAUAUUUUUUUCCCCAUGGCAGUUCUUUUUCUGGAAAAUAAAAAUGCCUACUCAUGACCUUGGCCCAUUUUUCUCUUGAGUUGUUCUUUUCUUACUAAUUUUUAGGAGUUUUUUAUAUAGAUUUUAGAGACCACUGUCUCUGCCAGUUAUAUCAGUUACAGAUAUUUUCUCCUGUUGUACAACUUUCUUCUCUCUUGUUUCCUUUCUUUUGUCUUCUUUUCUUUAUUUCUUUUCUUUUUCUCCUGCCUCCCUCCUCUCUUUCUUCUCUCUCCGUCUUUUGAUGAAUAGAAAUUUGUAAUUGCAGUGUAGUCCAAUGUAUCAAUCUUUUGCCUUUAUGGCUAGUGCUUUGCAUGACCUGUCUAUUCCUACCCAAGAUCCUAAAGAUGGUCUCUAUUUUCUCUGACACACGUAAAGUGUUUCCUUUCACAUUUCAGUCUCUCAACCACCUGGAAAUGAUUUCUGUAUGUGAUGUGAAGCAGGGAUCCAAUUUAAUUUUUUCCAUAUGGGUUAUGUGUUGUCUCAGUAAUAUUUGUUGAAUUGCCCAUACCUGGUCACUAACCCGCAACGCCACCCCUGUCAUAUAUCAGCUUUCCCUUUGAUCUCAUUGCCCAGCCCCUCUGCCAAUACCAUACUGCUCUAAUUACAAUAGUUUAUUACAACUGUUUAUAUCUUUCACUUAUACUGUCAUUGGGUCUCAGUUCAAAUAUCAGUUCUUUAGAGAUGCCUGAUCCAACACCCCAAUUUAAGUAGAUGUACACAUUACAUGCUAUUCAUGGCUUUUACUUCAGCUCGUAAUAUACAUCCUGACUAUUUAAUUGUAAAUGGCUGACUCUCACAUUCGUCUAGAAGUUCCAUUAUGGCAAAGACCUUGUUUCUCCAGGGCUAAGCACAGUGACUGUCACAUGGAUGAAUAUACAUAGCAAAUGAAUGAAUGAAUUCCUCUCUGCCCUGUAACAUUUAACACCCUGCCUGGCACAUGGUAGUGAGCCCCAUAAUGCUUAAGAGAACAGUCCUUCCCGUCAGUGCCCCUUUUUUGCUUACUUUGUCUCCGUAAGACAUGUCCUCAGAUGACAUUCUACAUAUCUUACCUACUCGCUUACUCUUUCUCUUCCUCUACUACCAUGUAAGCUCCAUGAGGACAGGACUUGUUCUGUUUUAAUUCCUGCUGUUUCCCAGGCCUCAGAACAGUGCCUGGCACUUGGUGGAUGCCCAGUAAAUAUGUAUUGGAUGAAUGAAUGAAUGAAUGAAUGAAUGAAUAAACUUAAUUUUCUCCAUCUGAUUCAAUCAACUAUUUUUGGGGAGGGCUCUGGAAUCAUUUUUCCUGUGGCUCUCUUAGUAGUUGCCUCUACCCUCCGUUCUCCCUUCUCAUUUUCCCUCCAUGUUACCAGAGAGGCAGCCCCCUUUGUUAAUCUUGGAGCAGAAUAAAGGCAGGCGUUUGUCCGGGCUUCCAGUAACUCUUAGAAGGCAAUGCCUCCCCUCUCUCCUCAGCACCCCUGUGCACUCUAGAUGCACCCUUUGCAUGUUCACGUUCUGCCUGGUUUGGCUCCUGUUUUACUACUCUCCCGAAACACACCAUGAGCACACGUCUCACUCUCUAAAUCCACAGUGUGGUCCUAAGGCCUGACAACGAGUAUGGGUUCACAAAAUGCUGAAAAAAAGAAAGAGUGAACGUCUGUCACUGUUUUGGCCUGUAUGAGGCUCUGCCUCCACAAAACACCUUCUCCGGUGAGGGGACCAGCCACCUCCACUGCCGAGAUUCCCCUGGGGAGGACUGAUGCUGUGGCCAAAUCAGAGCUUGAGGAGCCUAUGCUCUCUAAACAAUUUCCAGGCUGUUGUGGGCUUUUUGAUUGCUUUUUGACCUUGAAAAUGAUUUAGUUCCAUUUUAUUCCUGAACGGAUGGCCACUUCUGAGGUCCUAGCUGUUAAGCCUAAAUUGUGGUAGGUUGAACAAUGAACUUCUCCAAAUAGACUCACAUCCUAAAUCGUAGAACCUGUGAACACUGCCUUAUGUGGCAAAAGCAGCCUUGUUACUAUGAUUAACUUCAAGAUCUUGAGAUGGGGACACUGUCCUGGAUUGUCCAGUGGGCCUGACAUGAUCACAGUAUUCCUUAUACGACAGAAGCAGGAAGAAAUAGAGAAGGUAGUGUGAUGCCAGAAGCAGCAGCUGGAGUGACCAGUUUUGAAGAUGGAAGGAGGGUCCACAGACCAAGGAAUGCAGACAGGCACUGGAAUCGGAAAAACGCAAGAGAAAGGAUUUCCCCCGAGAGCCUUUGGAAGCGACCAGCCCUGCUGAUACCUGACUUUAACCCACUGAAACUGAUUUUAUACUUCUGGCUUCUAGAACUGUAAGAGAAUACAUUUGUGCUGUUCAAAGAUAGCAAAGUUGUGGCAAUUCGUUGUAGCAACAAUGGGAAACUAAUAUACUAAAUGAACCAUUGUUUUGUCUCAUAGGGCUUGUUUGUUUAUACUUGGCUUUAUUCCAGAAAUAUAUUUCCUGUGAUUUGGAUCAGAAAAGCCAGGAAGUGCUCCUCCCCUCUGGUGCUGAUGCUCUUGUUGCUCUAACCCUGGGACUCUUUUCUCCCGUGAACCACCUCCCUCAGCAGCCUCCUGCUGCUACUCAUGUCUUCAGCUUGUUUUUUCUGCCAGACCAUAUGAGCGGCCCACCCACUCCAUCCCUCCCUCCUCACCCUGGCUCUGGCCUGUCCUUUGUGCAUUGUGCAAAAAUGUCAUCCUGAACAAAGGGUCUCAGCAAUCAAACCUAGUUGACUAGGGUGAGCUUUAUGAGAGAACACUGAUGGAGCACCUCACCCAUUCCAAGCACCCAAUGCCAUGACCAGUGUAAAACAUUGCUUGAAUUGGAGCUUCCUUGGUGUUCCUGUUUCAGGAUUUCAAACUAAAGUGUCGUGAUACCACCUGAUCAGAAUUCCCCACCCUGCAGAAUCAGAAUUCUGCACCCUGCAGGUGGGCAGAGAACGAUAGCAGCACCUUGCUUUCUGGACCAUCUUCAGCCUUGACUUGUAGAACCGAAGAAAUGUGGCAUGGAAAACCUUGCAUUUACCUGGUGAUCUGGGGCUGACGUGGGCCUGACGGAGUAAGAUGGUAGAAAGGAAGUUCUGACAUCUGAUUAAGAGAAGUGGCAUACAAGUUCUUACCUUCAGCUGAGCGGCCCCAGCCUGCAGUUGUACAAAUAAAUCCAGCCUCAAAUUGUUCCUUUGGCUCUGGAAGACACAUUGGGCCCACAAACUGGCCUGAAGAAAAGAGCAGGACAGGGUUUGUCUCAUCCACGGAGGAGAGGACACCCUAAGCCACUCACCAUUUGACUGUUACCCUAAUAAUAUGAACAAUGCCUGUGAGUGAAGAGAAAGAAAGAAAAGUAUAAGAUAUAGCAGAGUCCAGAUGAAGAGGUUUGGGAGAAAAACAAGGGGCUGAAAGUUUGGGAUGGCAUUUCCAAUUUUUGGAGCAAGCCAAUAGUGCAUAUGAUUAUUCUGAACACACAUUUUCUGGAACUCGAUGGAUGGACAUCUUGAGGGACUUGGAUCCUGGCCCACACUCAUGAGAUAUCUGGUUAUGAGGAAACUGAGUGGAGACCAUGGUCUAUGCUGCCUGACACAUUGUCAGAUAUUGGAUUUAAAUCUUUAUGCAAGUGGAAAGUGGCAGGUUGUUCGAGAAGAGUGGGGUGGAGAGAAGAUGUCCUGAUUCACACACCACAGUGGUGUUAGGCUAGAAGGGUUGCCAGGUCAUUCUUUUCAGCAUGUUUUCAAGGAGAGCCUAGAAAGCCCUGCCUUAUAAUCACCCUGCUUCUUUACCUGGCUGAACCCUCUAAUCCUUAUUCCUCAACUUGGGCAACACCUCAACUGAGAAGUCUUCCUUCGUUUCCUCAAGCUGUAGCAGUCCACGAUGUCAUCUAAGGAUUGGCUGAUUCCUUCUCAUCCCUUCAAGGUCUCUCAGUAUAAUGCAAGCCAGACUAUGCACCUGCCCUCAGUGCUUGGUAUUUUCAUCCACAUCAUUUCAUUUAACACAAGAAUCACAUAAGGUAUGUAUCAUUAUUUCCUUUUUAUAGAAGAGGAAACAGAAGGUCAACAAUGUCUUUCAAUGUGCCUAUGAUUCCAUAGAUAGUGAUAGGCAGAGCUAGAAACCGAUAUCAAGUUUGUGUGGCUGCAAAGUCCAUGGUCUUUGUGCACAUCACUUUGCCUUCCCUCCUGGCACUCAUAUCCAACUUUGAAAGCUUUUGUGCCUUUCAUACAUUUAUUUUUUCUAAAGUAAUUCUUUUCAGGCUGAGGCUUUGUCUUGUUAAAAAAAAAACAAAAGCCAGAAUGUGAGAAUUCAGACACAUAACCCUAGUACUGCUCAUAUUGUAGGAUACCAUGGUCAUGAUUCACACACAACUUUUGGGGAAAUGUCCAUGCUUGCUGAUAGUUAUGUAUGUAUGUUUUGUUAAGUCUUCAGAUUGAAGUUCUUCAAGAAAAAUCAAAUUAUUCUGGAGAAUAUGUUGCUCUUUAAUCUAGAAAAGCCAUGGAAAUGGCCGAAUGUAACUAACAUACUCUCCCCUGUCCUUGAUUAUGUGCUCUAAUUUGAACCAAGGGAAUAUUAUUCUGAAAUGAUCGUUUUUCUUCCAAUCCAAUUUCCUAGCCUCCCUAGCUGGCUACUUCCAUCCAUACCUCUCUAACUACUCUCUCCCCCCAUCACCAUCAUAUGCCCCCACUUCUUAUUUCCCUAUAGUUUCAUACUACAACCGAUGAAACCAUCACUUACCAAUGUAGGUCUCCAAAUGCUUCAGUUCACUUUCCAAUUAAUCCCAGUCCAUAAAAAUACCUGGACUCUUCUCUGCUUCAUGUAAUCCAAGAAGCAUGAAAAAGUAUGAUGUGAGAGAUAAAUCUUGGAAGAUUUUGCAAAAUAUCCUGGAUUUAGCUCAUAACAAUAAGAAAAAUUGUGUUUGGCCCAUUCAGCUUGAACAUAAACACUUUCCAGCCCUUGGUAUCAAUGAUAACUAAGGAUGUGAUUUUUUUUUCAUUCCAGGAAAAGGAUCAAGUCAGAAAAACAUGUCAAAAUCAACUCGAUACUUUUUGGUCCAGUAAUUGGAUAAAUGGUGAUAGUAUUUACUGAAAAUAGAAUACUGGUGCAGAGGCACAUUUGGGAUGAGGGUAGAAAAUCAAGAGCUGACCUUUCUAUAAUCACUUAGGUUAUUUACAGUUUAUGUUAUUACAAUCAGUAUUGCUGUAACAUCAUUUUACAUAUUCUUGUACACAUGGGGAAGACUUACUCUACAGUAUUUUAUACAGUAUAGGAGUAAAAUAGCUGAAUUCUAAGGUAAUUGAGUCUCCAAUUUUAAUAUAUUCAUGGAAUUUGAAAAGAAAAUUUGUGUGUACAAAGUAUUCUAGAAGUGAGGCAAAGUUAUCAUUUAAAAAUUUUAAUUGUAGGGUUCUCUACAUGUAUCUUCAUUAAAUGUGGGGUAAUUUCAACCAUUUUAAUCUCCUCUGGUUCUGAUUUCAAUAGCCACCAUUAAAUGAAUAGAUGGAGACUGAAAACCACACAGCAGUGACAGAGUUCAUUAUUCUGGGAUUAACAGAUAAUCCCACACUAUGUGCCAUCUUCUUUGUGAUUUUUCUGGGAGUUUAUGUAGUUACCAUCGUGGGAAAUAUCAGUAUAAUCAUCUUAAUCCGAAGCAGCCCACAGCUGCACACCCCAAUGUACCUUUUUCUCAGCCAUUUGGCCUUUGUGGACAUUGGGUAUUCCACUUCAGUCACACCAAUCAUGCUGAUGAGUUUUUUAAGAGAGAAAACAACAAUCCCUGUCACUGGUUGUAUAGCCCAGCUUGGCUCUGAUGUCACUUUUGGGACUACAGAAUGCUUCCUGCUGGCUACCAUGGCCUAUGAUCGCUAUGUGGCCAUCUGCUCUCCCUUACUCUACUCCACCCAGAUGUCCUCAGUGGUCUGCUUCCUCCUACUGGGGGCUUCCUACCUGGGUGGAUGCAUGAACGCUUCAUCAUUUACAGGCUGUCUGAUGAAUCUAUCUUUCUGUGGACCAAAUAAAAUCAACCAUUUUUUCUGUGACCUCUUUCCACUCUUGAAGCUUUCUUGUGGCCAUGUUUUUAUUGCUGAAAUAUCUCCUGCCAUCUCUUCUGCAUCUGUCCUCAUAAGCACACUGUUUACCAUAAUUGUGUCCUACAGCUACAUCCUCCACUCAAUUCUGAAUAUGCGCUCUACUGAGGGGAGGAAGAAGGCCUUCUCAACCUGCACUUCCCACCUCACUGCCGUCACUUUGUUUUAUGGGACAGUUUUGUUCGUUUAUGUGAUGCCCAAAUCCAGUUAUUCAGCUGAUCAGGUCAAAGUGGCAUCUGUCAUCUAUACAGUGGUGGUCCCCAUGUUGAAUCCCCUCAUCUACAGUCUGAGGAACAAGGAGGUGAAAGGGGCCAUGAGAAAACUAAUGGCCAGAACACACUGGUUUUCCUGAAUCAGAUCAGAUAUAAAUCCAUAAAUAACAAAGCAAUGAUUCGGGGAAACAUUUGUGCUGGAUACUUUAAUGAUAUUUAUCAUUAACUUCAUCACUUUGAUAGUGAAGAGCUCCUAUAAAUGUAAAAAGCCAAUGUUUACUUCCAUAUAAGAAGUUAAAUGUAUCAUUUAAUGUGGAAAUCUGUUUCAUUCAAAUUAAAUAUGAACUGUUCAAGGUAAGAAUACCUGCUUGCAAAAUAGUUUCAUUAAUCAGUUGUGAGUCCUAUAUUAAAUACAGAGAGCUAUUUCCACCAAAGAUCAGAUUUAAUUGAAUUCCAUCUAGUUAAAUAACAUUUGGGGAAAAAAUUUGUCCCCAACAGAUCUGUAAUAAAAGAUAAUAUUGACAAGUCAGGACGUUCAGGCCACUUCCUUUAAAGGUACUGCCCUGCCUUUGUCAAUGUAUAUUUAAACAUUUGGGAGCAUUGAUGUUCAUGUCUCCAGAAAGCCUCUAUGUGCACUUUAUUGAAGCGAGAGCAAAGAUCAUGAUUCCUCUGCUUGGCCAUUAAGAGAUCCAACCCAGAUAACACAGAAGAGACCUUGUAUACACCUGUGCCAACUCUUUUUACAAUGUAAGUCUUACCAGAGGAGUCUAGGGUAAGAUUUCAGAAGCUGAGGUUUCUUUGGAGGGGGAGACUGGGACAUUGGGACUUUGUUUCAGCAAUAAUUUAUAGGUAGGAGGCACGAAAUUAUGGGUCAGGCAAAUAAUACGUUUGCCACACAUUUUGUAAUGUCUCUCAAGGAGGCGUCCACUGUCCCUGCUUCUUCCACUGAACUUUUGGCGCUUAUGAUCCCGUCUGGUUAUGGCAGUUGCCUCUAAAUUGAUUCCCUGCCUCCUGUAUGCCUUUCACAAUGGUUUAUGAUUAAUAUUUUAGCUAAUAUAUUUUGUUAGCAUAUGAAUAAUGUCAGACAAAUUCUGAGACACUUUGGAGGGAACACUUUGCAAGCUGAGCUGGUAAAGCGCCAAAGUCAGCACGGACACAGCCCUUUGCAAAGAGAGGGCUCCCAAAGGUAUGACUUCAGUCUUGGAAAAGGGCAUGUUCGAGUCACGGUGGGAGAUCUGCACUCUGGUGGUUGAAGUUUUUCAAUGAGUGUUUCUGGAAGUCUUUGUCUUCAUCUUUCCUCCUAUACUUUGCUUUUCACCAGGAUUCAUCUUCUGCCCUCUUCCCUCUCCUCCUCCCCAUGAUCCCUAUAGGUAAUCUUAUCUUCUCCCAUGAGCUCAGCUGCCACUGGUGUGGUGACAGAGUCCCUACACACCUUCCUUGAAGGACAGAUGAACUUCUUCACUGGCCUUUCCCCCCAAGACUCUCAAACUCAGUGUGCCCUGACUAUAUUUAUCGUAUUUCUCACAAAAUUAUUCCUUUUCCUCUGGUUCUUUCCCAAUUAGUGGCAACUCUUUGUAAGGCCUAGUACUGCAAGAAAUUUGGGGCAACUCUCACCGCACACCCAUCAAAAUAGUCUGCCUCCUUCCACCCCAUUCCUUCUGUCAGAUGGAAGACAUGUUGCAUACUGGCGUCUCCCAUAUCUAAGUCUCUUCUGUCUAGGCACGUAAAGACUCCCCAGUUGAUUGUGGUAAGUCCAUGUUGAGAUUUUUUCCUUCAUAUUUCCACUUGAAGGGAUUCAAUAAUCCAAUCACCCAGAUGUAGGGUGUGUGGCACUGUUACAACUUUUAGUGGAGAGGAUAGGCAUCGACACUUAUCUUUUCCCUCCCAAGUUCUCAAUCAACCGAGGAGAUGACAAAAAGAGAAGGCAUAUGGGAGAGCAAAAAUAUUAACCUAUACCAAUGAAGGAGCUGAUAUUAGAGUAUGUGACACAUAUUUGUGGACAUGUGUUUUCAUGUUCUGAAUCCCAGAAUCUGACACUCUCCUUCCCUGUCCCUGGUCUCUGCAGUGAGAGUAGGCCUGUCUCCAUCCAUUUAUAGCAGGGCCAAGAGCAGCCCAGAGCACUGAGGGCAGACUCACUCCCAAGAGAAAGGGGAGGGCAAAAGGCUGGGAUUUCUGUUAUGGGUUGAAGUGUGUCCCUCAAAAAUUCAUCCUAACCACCAGUAUCUCAGAAUGUGAUCUUACCUGGGAAUAUGGUUGUUACAGGUGUAAUUAGUUAAGAUGAAGUCAUAUUGGAGGAGGCUGGGCUUCUAAUCCAAUAUUACUGGUAUCCUUAUUUUUUUUAAAAAAAAGAAUUUGGAUACAGACAGCACAUAGGGGGAACCUCAUAUGAAAAUAGAGAAGUGGGUUAUGCUUCUACAAGCCAAGGAUCACCAAAGGUUGCCCACAAACCAUCAGAAGCUAAGUGAGAGAGAUGGAAGGAAUCCCACAGUCCUCAAAAAGAAGCAACCCUGCUGACACCUUGAUCUUGGACUCCUGAACUGUGAAAGAAACAAUUUUUGUUGUUUAAGCCACUCAGUUGAUGGUACUUUGUUAAGGUACCGAGCUAAUAUUACUAUAUAUCUAGUUUUCCCCUCCAAACUUACUAUCAGCUAAUUUAUUACUUCUAGGGAAGGAAGGAGUGAAGGCUAAGAAAGGUGUGUUAUGGGGGUACCUGGGUGGCUCAGUUGGUUAAGUGUCUGACUUCAGCUCAGGCUAUAAUCUCACGGUUUGUGAGUUUGAGCCCCACAUCAGGCUCUGUGCUAACAGCUCAGAGCCUGAAGCCUGCUUUGGAUUCUGUGUCUCCUUCUCUCUCUCUGCCCCUCCUCCACUUGUGCUCUCUGUCUCUCUUUCUCUCUCUCAAAAAUAAAUAAACAUUAAAAAAAAAUUUUUUUUAAGUGUGUUAUGCUAGUAGAUAUCUCUUCCAAAGGGGGAUAGAGAAUAUUAGGAAUGGUCAAAAGCAUUUUCCCCAAACAGCACAUCAAAAAAUAAGGAUCAAGGAUAUCUCUGUGGCGGCACACCUGAGUGGCUCAGUCAGUUAAGCAUCCAACUUCAGCCCAGGUCAUGAUCUUGCAGUUCAUGAGCUCGAACCCUGCAUCAGGCUCUGUGCUGACAGCUCGAAGCCUGGAGCCUGCUUCUGAUUCUGUGUCUCCUUCUCUCUCUGCCCCUGCCCUGCUCGUGCACUCUCUCUCUCUCUCUCAAAAAUAAAAACAAACAUUACAAAAAUAAUAAUGAAAAAAAGAAUAUCCCUGUGGGAAUAAUCAAAAACUCCUUUUGUAAGAAUUUUAUUUUUUUGAAGUUUCCUGAUUACUAUGGAUUGUAGACUGGGAACAAUCAAAAACUCCUUUUGUAAAAAAAUGUUUUUGGAAGCUUCUUGAUCACUAUAGAUUGUAGUUUGCUACUUAGAAGGCAGAAAUAUGAACUGGGUGGGGCGCCUGGCUGGUUCAUUUGGAAGAGCAUGGGACUCUUGAUCUUAGGGUUGUGAGUUGAAGCAUGUUGUCUGUAGAGAUCACUUAAAAAUAAUAUCUUAAAAAAAAAAGACCUGGGAAAAAAUUUUAAAGGUCCAAAACUGUUGUAUUGUUAAAAUAUUCUUAGUCUAUAUAAAUUUCAGGAAAUUUUUCUUCUGCAGUAGAUUGGGAUUUAGCAAGUCAGUGACAUUCCUGCCAUUCUGUGAACCUUACCUGUAGUGGAGUAUUGGAGAAGAUUGAAGGCAAAGGGGAAGAGAAGAGAUCAUUUCUUGGGGGUAAGGAAAUCAUCAUGUACUGUGAUUGGGGUGAUGGUUAGACAAGUGUUUACAUUUGUCAGAAGUCAUCAAGCUGUAGAUUUAAAUUGUGUGUAUGUAAAUUACUAUACUUCAAUAAAGUUGCUAUUUUGGAAGAUUCUACAAGAGAGUACUCAGUUCUUUCUCAUUUUAAUCUGAGGCUAGAGGCAGUGGAGGUGAU